Messenger RNA from Plasmodium gallinaceum, 3942 nucleotides. RefSeq names its product insulinase, putative. The transcript has a single exon. Lineage: Eukaryota; Apicomplexa; Aconoidasida; Haemosporida; Plasmodiidae. The record is from RefSeq and is a predicted model, not a curated record. The coding region runs from base 1 to 3942 and encodes 1313 amino acids. Gene Ontology annotation, molecular function: metal ion binding.
AUGCACGAUUAUUCAAGAAUAAAUCAUAUUAAAUUAGAACAAGAAUUAACAGUUGAUGAAUAUUAUUCAUUAAAUUCAGGUUUAAGAAUAAUAUUGAGUAAAAUAAAAAGCCCCAAGAUAUAUGGUUAUUUUACCUUGUUAACGGAAGCAGAAAACAAUGAGGGAUUACCUCAUACUUUGGAGCAUCUAAUAUUUUUAGGCAGUCAUAAAUAUCCAUAUAAAGGGUUAUUAGACUUUUUGGCAUAUAAAUGUCUUUCAGAAGGAACAAAUGCUUGGACUUCUAUUGAUCAUACUUCUUAUACUAUUGAAACAUUUGGAAUAGAAGGUUUUUGUAAUAUCUUACCUAUUUAUCUAGAUUUUAUUUUAAAUCCUACUUUAGAAGAUGAUGUAUUUUUAUCUGAAGUUCAUCAUAUUUUUGAAAAUGGUGCUCAUAAUGGAGUUGUAUAUUCUGAAAUGAAAUCUAUUGAAAAUAAUUGUGAAAAUAUUGUAGAAAGAACUAUGAUUACCAACUUAUAUCCUAAUGAUAAAAGUGGAUAUAGAUAUGAAACAGGAGGAACUUUAGACGGAUUAAGAAAAACUAACAAUAAUAGAGUAAGGGAAUAUUUUAAAAAAUUUUAUAAGUUAAAUAAUUUUGCAAUAAUCAUAUUUGGAGAUUUUGAAAAUGAUACCAUUUUAAAUAUAAUACAUGAUUUUGAAAAAUAUCAUUUAGAUUUAAAUCCAAGCCAAAGAAAAGAAGAAAAAGAAAAUGUUAAAAAUAAUUAUGACUUAUGUAAAGAAGUUUUUUUGCAGGAUAUUCAAAGUUUGAAUAGACCUUGGAGUAAAAAGGAAAAUGUUGAAAAAUCAAAUGACACUAAAAUUAUAAAAAAAUAUUAUCCAUGUAAUAAUUUAAAUAAUGGACAAGUUAGUAUAGGAUGGAGAGGAUGUGAAUGGGAUCAAUUUAAGACAAAACUAUCUCUGGGAUUAUUAGGAAAUUAUUUGACUCAUUUAACUACCUCACCUCUUAGCAAAAGAUUACUAGAAGAUAAAGAUACUUACUGUAGUAGUUUAGAUUUUUCUCUUGAAGAUUUAAAAGAAAAUUACUUUACAAUAGAUAUUUAUGAUGUUUCUUAUAAAUAUAAAUUCCAUAAAAACAAAGUAAAAGAGCAUGAUGAAACAAAUAAUUUAGAAAAUCAAAAUAAUAUGCAAGUAAUAAAUAAUAUUCAAGAUGAUAAUAAUAAUAAUAACCUUAAAAAAGAAAUAAAUAUAAAUACUUUGAAUGCUAAUAAUGAUAAGGAUGAAAAUAUAAAUAAUAGUUUAAUUGUAAAAGAUAUCAAAAAAUAUGAACAAACGAAUUUUUCCAGUAAUAAUAAUGAAGUAAAAAUAAAUUUAGUUGGAGAUAUAACAAGAAAUUGCUUAAAAGAAGUUUAUGAUAAACCAUUGAAUAUGGAAAGACUAAAAAAUAUAAUAAUUCGAUCAUAUUUGCAACAUUUGAGAGAUUUAGAAACAUCUCCGCAGUACUUAUUAAAUGAAUUUAUUAUAAAAUAUUUUAUUUAUGGUAGAAAUAUAGAAGACUUAGAAAAGUGCUUAAAUUUGAAAAAAAUAUAUAUUGAUUUGUUAAAUGAAAAUGAAAAUUAUUGGAAGGAAUUAUUAAGAACCUAUUUUAUUGACAAUAAUUAUACUGAAGUGAGAUGUUAUCCUAGUCGUAAAAAAGCUAAGGAAAUAGAAUUAUCUGAAAAAAAAUUAAUCGAAAAUGAACAAAAGAAAUAUGGAGUUGAAAAAUUAAAUAAAAUGGUAAAGAAUAUUAAAAAAAUUAAAGAAAAUAUAGAAAAAAAACCACCUAAAAGUUCAUUGGAUAUUGUUCCAUCUGCAAAAGCAAAAAAUGUUAAAAUAGAAGGUAUUACUAUUUUCAGAAAUUUCAAGAGUUUAGAAAAUGAAACAUUUAUAAAUAAUAAUAAUUCAUCAGAAGCAUAUAAAAAUGCACUAAAUGAAAAUAUGCCACUUUUGAAUAUUAUACAGAAUGAUUUAAAACGCAUAAUUUUCCCUAUUCAGUUAAGUAAUAUUAAGUCUAAUUUUGUUUCAAUAAAUGUAUUAAUUAAUUCAAACAAUGUUGACGCUGACUUAAAAAAAUAUAUUCCUUUAUUAAGUUAUUUAUUAUUUGAAACAGAUGUAGAAAUUAAUAACAAAAACGUAAAAUGUGAAUUAUUUAUGGAAGAAAUGAUCAGAAAUACUAUUAAUUAUGAUUGUAAUUAUGGAUUAGGGGAAAGUGCGAAAAGCUUUAAAGCAGGUAAUUUGAGUAAUAUACUAUGCAUACAUAUUAUUGGGUUAUUAGAAAAUUAUGUAAAAUUAUUUGAUCUUUUAUUUUUAUCCAUAUUUAAAAUGAAUUUAAAUAUUGAAAGAUUAGAAAUCAUUUUAAAAUCUGCCUAUCAAAAUUUGCUACAAAAAAAGACGAAACCGAAAACAUUAGUUUUAAACUUAGAAUAUGCUUUAAGAUAUAUGAAAAAUAGUAAUUCAGGAUUGGUUUCUAUAGGGCAACAAGAAUUAGUUUUAGGAAUUAUUGAAAAUAAAAGUAAUUUAGAUGAACUACUUAAUAAGUUAAAUGCAUUGAAAAAUAUGCUUUUCGAUUUAAAAAAUAUUUCCAUAAUUAUUGAUGGUGAUUUUCACAAAAUAAAAAAUAUUUUUUCUUGGUAUGAUAAGUGGUUUAAUAUAGAUGAGAAUUCUAAUUACACUGUUAAUACUCCAGUAGUUAAUUUUUGCUUUCAAAAUAAUAUUAACGAAAUGAAUUAUCAAAAUUCGAAAUAUUUAGAUAAUGAAAUUAGCUAUAAUAAUAAUAAUAUAAAAUCAUAUGAUCAAAAUUCAAAUAUAAGUUAUAAUUCCAAUAUGAAUACUUUGAACGUAGUCGAAAACAUGGAAAAAAAAGAUAAUAAUAAAUAUAUUUCAUUAGGACCAAAUGUUCAUAAAAGCUUAAAAGAAUAUUUAGAUGUACAAUUUGAAAGUGAAGAUAAAAACUUUAAAUCAAAUAUAAUAAAAGAUAAUGCUUAUAAUGGAAUUGUAUGUGGCAUUAAAAGUACUGAUGUUUCAUAUUUAAAAUUAACAGUAAAAGUUCCAUCAGGAUAUGAUCACGAGCAUUAUUGUGAAUUGCUAAUAUUAAGAGAGUUUUUUUCAAUGGCUGAGGGUCCAUUAUAUAGUAGUAUUAGAGGAGGAGGUUAUUCUUAUGAAUGUUCUUUAGAUUAUAAUUGCAUUUUAGGUGAAUUGAGUUUACGUAUAUAUAGAUCUAGUGAUGUUAUUAGUGCACUAAAGGAAGCCUUAAAAAUAUUUGAUUAUUAUUGUAAUAAUGAAAUGAAGGAAGAUGAACUUUCUAUUGCUAAAAGUAGUGCCUAUUAUAGUAUUUUCAAUAAUCAAGAAACUAUAAGUGAUAGAGCAUCUCAAACAAUAUUUUUGAGUUUAAAAAAUUUGAACUUAAACUUUUAUGAAACAUUAUUAUCUAAACUGGAAAACGUUACUGCAAAAAAUAUAUUAAAUGUUUGUAGAAAAUAUUUAUCGAGGAUUGUUAAUUUCCGAAUUGAUAAAAAUAAUGCCUUAAUAGGUUCUACUUUAUCUAUUAUUUGCUGUUCAGAAAAAACCGAAGCAAUUGCUAGUUCUUUAAGAAAAGAUAUUAAGUUUGGAGACAUAUGUGUUUUAAAUAUUACUCAGUUAUUUCACUUUUUUAAAACUUUUGAUAUAGAAUCUUCAUUAAAAGCAUCAUCAGCCAAUAUCUCAAAUAUUGAACCUGAAAAUGCAGAAAGUAUAAAUGGGAAAGAUAAUUUAGAUAAUUCAGAAGACAAUAAUGAUGAUGAUGAUGAUGAUGAUGAUGAUGAUAACGAUGAUGAUAACGAUGAUGAUGAUGAUACCGAUGAUUUAUUAAGUAGCUCUAAUUGUUCUGUAUUAUCAGAUGAUGAUAGUUAUCCUGGUUACUCAGAAAAUUAA